UUACAAUGUCACAGCACACGAGUUUAGCAUUAGGCUUGUGGAACAAUUUGUGUUUAUUAUAAUUCUAUUUCUGGGGAUAAUUUAUGACAUUAAUCAUGGUCCAAAGCUGAAUGUUUGCACUUCGGUUCUGCUGUGUGAGUAGGUUGAAUAUAUGUUUUGUAUUAGUGCAAAUAUUAUUUAUUUCAAUCAUGGAUAAAUACUAAAUUUAGUAGACUGUUUAUGUGGUAGCAUGUGAUUAUUACAGUUGCUGAACACAUGUGAUUUUACAAAACCCUGCGUAUUUUUGUACAAAGCUUUCUCGUUAAGUAAUAUAAUACCUGGGGGCUCCCGAGUGGCGCAUCCAGUAAAGACGCUCCGCGCGGAGUGCAGGAUGUGCCCUAUAGCCUGGAGAACAUUUAUUAUUCAAAAUAAUUGUAUAUGGUUGAAGUAUUAGAUUAUAAUUAAAAUGAGUCUUUAUCGCCAUUGCUUAAUAAAAAGCAUGAAGGUCUCAAGAAGUGAUUUCUCCAGACUGCUCCACAGGAAGAGUGCAUUCCGCUGCAGAAGUUUCUCCUCGCUGAUUUCCAGUCGAACCAGUUUCGAUUUAGGACGUUCACCUGCCCGAGACAGUUCCCACAAUAAAGACUAUUAUUACAUCACCACUCCAAUCUUCUAUGUUAACGCAGCCCCCCACAUCGGGCAUUUGUACUCUGCCGUCAUAGCGGAUUGUCUGCACAGGUACAAGCGGUCACCAGUUGUCCAGGCGCACAGGUUUACAGCAGGAUACAAGCACUACAGCAACCCUGCAGGCUGGCUCGCUCAGGUAGAGUGGAUGAAGGAGGAGAACUACAUGUUCCGCCUGUCAGAAUUCAGACCUGCACUGCUCCAGUGGCUCAGAGAGAACCCCAGAGCUGUGCGCCCCACAAAGUUCUACAACAUCGCCCUCCAGUGGCUGCAGGAAGAUCUGCCUGAUCUUUCAGUGUCCCGCCAAAGAGACCGCCUCCAGUGGGGUAUCCCAGUCCCAGGGGACCCUGGGCAGACAAUAUACGUGUGGCCGGAUGCUUUAGUCAACUACCUCACUGUAGCAGGCUACCCUGAGGGGCACUCUCAGUGGUGGCCCGCAGCCCGUCACGUGGUAGGCAAAGACAUCGUCAAGUUCCACGCAAUAUACUGGCCAGCUUUCCUCAUGGCUGCCGGUGUGCCUCUCCCUCAGGCUAUUUAUGUGCAUUCUCAUUGGACAGUCAGCGGGCAGAAGAUGUCAAAGAGUCUGGGGAACGUGGUGGAUCCCUUAGAGAGGUCUCAACAGUAUACAGCAGAUGGGCUUAGGUAUUUCCUUCUAAGGCAGGGAGUCCUGGACACAGACUGCGAUUAUUAUGAUGACAAGGUAAUCAAACUUCUCAACUCCGAGCUGGCAGAUACCUUGGGGGGUCUUCUUAAUCGUUGCACCACUCCAAGCAUUAACCCCAAGCAAGUAUACCCCUCUUUCUGUGGUCUCUGCUUCCCGACGGAAUAUGUGAGGGGUUCACCCGAGAGAAGAGCAGUUCCUGAGGACUACAGGCUGGUGGAGUCAGUCUCUCGGCUGUCGGCUGAGGUUGAACACCACUUUGAAAACCUCCAGAUCUACAAGGCCUUGGAAACUGUCAGCCACUGUGUCCGACAGACCAACGUCUUCUUUCAAAGGCACGCACCCUGGAAGCUUGAUAGGAACAACCCCCAGGACCGGCGCUGGCUGGAUACCGUCCUUCACGUUGCCCUGGAGUGCCUGCGGGUUUACGGCACCCUCUUGCAGCCAGUGGUGCCCAUGACAGCGGAUAUGCUCCUCUCCAGGCUUUCAGUGGAGCCCAGCAGAAGGGGCUGGGAGGACCUGAACUUCCUGACCAGGUAUCAGGGAGAGAACUGUCCAUUCAAAGGACGGACUUUGGGUCCUGACACUGGCAUCCUAUUUAGCAGACUAGACAGGACAGAGAAAGCUGAAUGCAAACCCAAGAAAUCAAAGAAAGUGAAAUGAACCAUUUUUAUAUAUUUUUAUAAUAUGUUUAUAUGUUUUUAUUUUGUAUUGUACCUUCUGUAAUAUGCACACUUUUUAUGUGCCAGUGUCAUAUUAAAAUAAUCUUUUGGUAAAUGGAGUGGUUAUAAAUAAACAUGCAGUGUGGAA
Acipenser ruthenus (sterlet) is the source of this 2131-nucleotide messenger RNA. Its product is annotated as methionine--tRNA ligase, mitochondrial-like. The record is from RefSeq and is a predicted model, not a curated record. Bases 446 to 1984 code for a protein of 512 amino acids. Gene Ontology annotation, molecular function: ATP binding; methionine-tRNA ligase activity. Gene Ontology annotation, biological process: methionyl-tRNA aminoacylation. The transcript is spliced from 3 exons. Lineage: Eukaryota; Metazoa; Chordata; Actinopteri; Acipenseriformes; Acipenseridae.